ACACCCAUUCGCCUUUAGUUCCUGGUGUCUGAGAGGAGAAACAUGUAUCGAUUCCGUUCACGGGCAUCCACGGGGAUUUCUACCGCUGCUGCAGCUUUGCUUAUCACUUGCCUUCCUCAUUCACAUCCGCAGCCUCGGUCCGGGAAGCCGGCCUCACAGAGACGUUUCUAUAGUAAAAAGCGUUCUUGCUCUUCCAUCGGCUGAUUGUCACUGCCGCCCGGGCGAGGGGGAAAAAACCAGGCCGCGGAGACCGAGACCCCAGUGAGGGAGCACCAGAGGGAGCCGCGCCGAGGUAUUGCCGCUACAGGCCGCCGCCAUGCCCAAGUCUAAGCGGCGAGGAGGGGGUAACUCGCGCGGAACAUCAGGUGCCCAGCAUAGAAACAUGCAGCCUUUCAGUGAUGAAGAUGCAUCAAUUGAAACUAUGAGCCACUGCAGUGGCUUAAGUGAUCCUGCCAGCUUCACUGAGGAUGGGCCUGAAGUUGAUGAGGAAGCAACACAAGAAGACUUGGAGUACAAACUGAAGGGAUUUAUUGACCUUACGUUGGACAAGAGUGCGAAGACCAGGCAGUCGGCUCUUGAAGGUCUUAAAAAUGCCCUGUCUUCAAAAAUACUGUAUGAGUUCAUCCUGGAAAGGAGGAUGACACUAACUGAUAGCAUUGAACGCUGUAUAAAGAAAGGCAAGAGUGACGAACAGUGUGCAGCAGCAGGAUUGGCUUGUCUGCUUUGUGUGCAGCUGGGGUUGGGAAUUGAAAGCGAGGAAGUAUUUAAGACCCUUGCACCCAUUCUGAAGAAGAUACUUUGUGAUGGGUCAGCAGGCAUACAAGCAAGGCAAGCUUGUGCCACGUGCCUAGGAGUCUGUUGCUUUAUUGCCACUGAUGAUAUCACAGAAUUAUAUUCAACUAUGGAAUGCCUGGAGAAUAUCUUCACAAAAUCCUAUCAGAAGGAGAGGAAUUCAAAUAGCAUUUCCAGUCCCCAAAAUACAGUUCUCCACAUCAGCACUCUCUUGGCAUGGACCCUUCUGUUGACCAUCUGCCCAGUGAAUGAAGUAAAGAAAAAACUUGAAAUGCAUUUGCAUAAAUUUCCCAUUCUGCUAUCCUGUGACGAUGUAAAUAUGAGAAUUGCUGCUGGGGAAACAUUGGCUCUUCUGUUUGAACUAGCAAGAGAAACAGAUGGGGAUUUUUUUUAUGAAGAUAUGGAGCUUCUAACACAGAAAUUGAAGGCUCUGGCUACAGAUGGAAACAAGCACCGUGCUAAGGUGGACAAAAGGAAACAGCGGUCUGUCUUCAGAGAUGUCUUACGAGCUGUAGAGGAACAUGACUUCCCUACUGAGACAGUCAAAUUUGGACCAGAACGCAUGUACAUUGACUGUUGGGUUAAAAAACAAACCUAUGAGACUUUCAAGGACAUCUUAGGAUCAGGGAUGCAAUAUCAUUUGCAGUCCAAUGAACUUCUCCGGAAUGUCUUUGAACUUGGGCCACCACUAAUGCUUGAUGAGGCAACUCUUAAAUCCAUGAAGAUACCACGUUUUGAAAGGCAUUUGUACAACUCGGCAGCAUUCAAAGCUCGGACAAAGGCUCGAAGCAAAUGCCGUGAUAAAAGGGCAGAUGUGGGUGAAGUGUUCUAAAGCAACCCUUCAAGACCUUUGACUUCAUUUUGGUUAAAUUGAAUUCCUGUUUAAGUGUAAUUAAUUGCAGUGUUUAAAAUGAAAUGACACUUUUAAAAUUGUACCUCUAGAUGUCUUCUUGCACAUAUGUAGAGUAAUGUUAUAUGUUAACUGCCUAGGUGGAUAUGUACUAUAGAUUAGGAUGUAAACUGGUAGGAGAGAAGCUUCUAACACUUUAUGGGGAGGGUGAGGGUAAAAUGGCUCAUAAAUUUGGCAUAAUUAUUAACACUUGAUUAUGUGGUGCUGUGGACUGUUUCAGCUCAUCAUUUUUAGCAAUCUAAUAAAAAUAGAAAAAUUCUAAGUAGUAUAUCUGCCAGGGGUAAACCUGCCUCUGAACAAGCUGCUAUUUUAUAGUCCAAUGUUUUAAAAGGAAACAUCCGGGCUGUGUCCCAUGCCAUGGGUCCCUCAAGCUGGGCUAACAGCACUUAAAAUGAAGUAGCACACAAAACAUUUAAAGAAAUGUUAUGCAUAAUAUACUGAAACUUGGAUAAUAAAGCUAUUUAUCUCUGAAAAUCGCUUUUCUACAAA
Molecule: messenger RNA, 2191 nt
Organism: Rhineura floridana
Lineage: Eukaryota; Metazoa; Chordata; Lepidosauria; Squamata; Rhineuridae
Gene: IFRD1
Product: interferon related developmental regulator 1
Exons: 12
Coding region: 317-1624 (435 amino acids)
Cellular component (GO): nucleus
Source: RefSeq, a predicted model, not a curated record